AUGUCAACGCCCAUCAGUACCCCUUCCUCAGGGGGUCCUUCGACUCCACUGAACAGGCUGCAUGUCCACUCAUCGAUCGCUUCACACUUGUCCACGGAAUUAUCAUUGCUCCAGACGUUGCUCCUCAGAGCGAGGGAUCAACAUCGUACGCAGCUGUUCUUGAGGAGGAUGCACGAGGUGUUAAGGAUCGGAAAGAUACUGCUCAAAUAUGUGAGGGAGACAUCGAGCGUCCACACGGAUGAGAGUGGAUGGGAGACGAGAAGGUCAACAGGAGAACGAUUGAUAUAUCGUAUGGUCAAAUCAUUAUUUACUGCCCAACGCUUUACAUCCCAAAUAAUCGAAUUACAUCACUUCUUACCUCUUCAAGCUAGCGUGUUGGCUAUCUACUCUAGGUUAUUCACGAUAAGCAUGAAUAUCGCAAGUGGCCUGGGAAUGGAUAUAGAUCAAGUGAUUCAACAUGGUGGUCAAUUGAACUGUCAGAAGAAAAAGAAGUUGAGGAUUGUCAAUGUCGACGACGAACGAGAUAGGAUUGGAGAGGUGAUUUUGAGUGAUACUACAAAAGGUCUGGGCGAAGACAUGGGUAUACAUGGGAUUGAACUGGGUGAAAAAAUCGAACGAUCUUCGAUGACACCUCAAGGGAUAGGAAGUUCCGCUCCGGCAUCUCGAUUUCAGUCACCUCUACCGAUUUCAAGUAGCAAGCGGUCCAGCGCAUCAUCCACUCAGGUUCCAUGCCGUGCGGCUCCGACAAUACAGUCUCCAUCACGUAUUCUCCCAGCGCGAUAUGAACUUGGAGAAGAUGACGCCAAUAUUUCCUCACAGGAUCCCGAGACUCCGAAAUCUGGGAGGAUUUCCAACGACUAUGAAUCAGCAAAAGACGGAAGAGCGGACGGUAUACUGAAGAAAAAGAAGAGACGAUCACAUGAUAUGGAUUUCAUAUUCGAUUCCGUCUCUUCCCCUGCUCAGUCACCAAACAUGAAUGACGGAGGAUCGUUAAAAGAUCCGAAUGAACCAAAAAAGAAGAAGAAAAUAGCUAGUACAGCAGUGGAAGCGAAGUUGGACAAACCGAAAAAGAAGAAGAAGAAGCAAGAUGCUAUGGACGAUAUCUUUGGGUUUUAG
Kwoniella botswanensis is the source of this 1116-nucleotide messenger RNA. RefSeq lists its product as uncharacterized. Bases 1 to 1116 code for a protein of 371 amino acids. Gene Ontology annotation, cellular component: ribonuclease MRP complex. NCBI's taxonomy places the organism in Eukaryota, Fungi, Basidiomycota, Tremellomycetes, Tremellales, Cryptococcaceae. Gene Ontology annotation, molecular function: rRNA primary transcript binding. The transcript has 2 exons. Gene Ontology annotation, biological process: nuclear-transcribed mRNA catabolic process, RNase MRP-dependent; maturation of 5.8S rRNA from tricistronic rRNA transcript (SSU-rRNA, 5.8S rRNA, LSU-rRNA). The record is from RefSeq and is a predicted model, not a curated record.